GAGAGAGAGAGAGGCAGCCCGGGGCGAGGGGAAGCAGCUGUCAAAUGCUCGGCUCCUUUAAGCAGUGCUAUCAGUCGGGCUCGGAGAGUCAUGGCGACCACAGCGUCCAACCAUUAUAACCUGCUGAGCUCCGGCUCCUCCAUCGUCCAUGCGGAGCCCGGCGGCAUGCAGCAAGCCUCCGGCUACCGGGAUGCCCAGACUCUGGUGCAGAGCGACUACUCGCUGCAGAGCAAUGGGCACCCGCUGAGCCACGCUCACCAGUGGAUCACCGCUCUAUCCCACGGAGAUGGAACUCCAUGGUCCACCAGCCCCCUGGGCCAGCAGGACAUCAAGCCCACCGUGCAGCCCAGCAGGGAGGAGCUGCACGGGACAGGCACCUUGCAGCACCAGGGGAGACCUCCUCAUCUGGUCCACCCUGGCCACGGCAACCACCAUGGAGCUGGGGCAUGGAGGACCACCACCUCAGCCCACCUGCCCAGCAUGGCUUCCACCAACGGGCAAGGGCUGAUCUACUCCCAGCCCAGCUUCACGGUCAAUGGGAUGAUCAACCCAGGCACUGGGCAAGGCAUGCACCACCAUGGGAUAAGGGAUGCCCAUGAGGACCACCAUGGAGACCAUGGCCACCAGCAGCAACCUCAGCAGCAGCAGCACCAGGGCCACCACGAACACUCUGAUGAGGACACCCCAACCUCGGACGACCUGGAGCAAUUUGCCAAGCAGUUCAAGCAGAGGAGGAUCAAACUAGGAUUUACACAGGCAGAUGUUGGACUAGCCCUAGGCACCCUCUAUGGCAAUGUCUUCUCCCAGACCACCAUCUGCAGGUUCGAGGCCUUGCAGCUCAGCUUCAAGAACAUGUGCAAGCUCAAGCCUUUGUUGAACAAGUGGCUGGAAGAGGCGGACUCAUCCUCUGGGAGCCCCACCAGCAUAGAUAAGAUAGCAGCUCAGGGCAGGAAGAGGAAAAAGAGGACCUCCAUUGAGGUCAGCGUUAAGGGAGCUUUGGAAAGUCAUUUCCUCAAGUGUCCUAAGCCAUCUGCCCAGGAGAUCACCUCUCUAGCGGACAGUCUACAGUUAGAGAAGGAGGUGGUCAGAGUUUGGUUUUGUAACAGGAGACAAAAAGAGAAAAGGAUGACACCUCCAGGAGGGACAAUUCCAGGGGCAGAGGAUGUAUAUGGAGCUAGCAGAGACACACCACCACACCAUGGGGUCCAAACUCCUGUACAGUGAAUCCUCCAUGUCCCCCUCACCUAGGACUUUUGAUUGUCUUCUUUUUUAUAUGAUCUCAGAACAGCAAAACAAACAAAAAAACAACUAAUGCAGGACACUGAACUAUCUUCUGUGGUAGCCAGUGUAAGUGAUGUUAUUUUGACCUUUACAGGAGACUACCAAACAGUGGAAUAGAGUGAGUAUAUUCAGCCCAUGUCAGGCACUGAGAAGCUUAUCUUGCUAAAAACAAAAAAAAAAAACAGAAAUCCCAGCUAAAAUAUUUUUAUUUUCUAAAAUGACAAACAUUGGCAAACUUGAGAUGGUAGCUUUAUUCACUGAAAUGAUGCUCUUUAUUGAUUGUAGCUGAUGUGGUUAUUUAAUGUGAGACCCAUUUAAAAAAUACAACUUUGACAGUAUUUGUGAUGAGUACCAAUUUGCACUGCAAGGAAGUUUACAAAGAGCCAGUUACCUGAAGAAUCAGUACUCAAACAAACCGUUUUCCAAUUGACUUGCAAAUUGACACAGGGAGCAUUUUUAGCAAGACACAUCAUGGUACUGUGUUAUAAUUUGCUUUUAUUUCUAAUGUGUAUGUGAACUUCUUGUUAUAAAAAAAGAAAUGUUUUUAAAUAUGUGUUAUGCUUAUUUUUAACCCUUGCAAACUGGAAACCAGGCACCUUACAAUACAUAAGCAGGCUGCACAUUGAGGAAAAGACAAACAGAACUUGUGCUAAGAAAGUGUUUUUUUUUAGAAUGCCAAGUAAUUCAAGUAAACUUAAUUUUCAGACAGUUUUCAGGGUCAGAUUAAGAAGAAAUAUAUAUAUAUAUAUAUUGGAUUUAGCAGAUCAGCAGGGAAGCAGAAGGCCCGGGGACUGGGAAGGCUAGAUGAGUCUGUGGAUAAUGUUUAACUACCUGGGAAAAGUAAACUGAAUUUUUAAUCCAACAGUAUUAGAACAAAACCUACAUUAUUUCAACUGGAACAAAUCAAAGUACUUGUAAUCCCUCUGACUGACUUCACAAAG
Molecule: messenger RNA, 2222 nt
Organism: Pelobates cultripes (western spadefoot toad)
Lineage: Eukaryota; Metazoa; Chordata; Amphibia; Anura; Pelobatidae
Source: the annotation of a GenBank genome assembly